Paramuricea clavata is the source of this 708-nucleotide messenger RNA. Lineage: Eukaryota; Metazoa; Cnidaria; Anthozoa; Malacalcyonacea; Plexauridae. The record is from the annotation of a GenBank genome assembly.
AUGUUUGUUUGCUCAAAAUUAAAAAUUUUAUGUCCAAAAGUGAUCAAAAUAAUUGAUCAAAAUAAUCGUGGGUACACCAACGAUAGUCGAGUUCCUGGAAAAUACAAGGUGUUUGAUGAUACCAUGAAUCUCUUCGAAGUUUUCUGUGAUUUUGAUAUACAUUCAAGCACGACAUGGACACUAGUGCAAUCUUACCAACUCCAACAUGCCUCUCAGUUCCGUAAGUCAUUCAGUCAGGAUAAUCCGAGGAACCAAGACAAUCCUCGCUGGGAUUCUUAUAGUCUUUCAAAAUCUCGCAUGGCAUCAAUCAACCGAGACUCAAGUAAAUGGCGACAGACUUGUCAGUAUGAUACUCAAGGUGUAGUUUACACUGAUUACAUGGAAGGUAGCAAUGGAAAAAUUAAUAUUUUAACUUUCCAACAUACAUUCACAGGUGGUACAACUUGCUCUGGUGAUAAAAAUCAAGUCGACUACGUUGAUGUUCGCGGGCAUAACUGCACAAAAUGUACAGCGCCUAUUGUUCAGGCAACAAAUAAUCCUUUACAUUUGGAUACAUAUCGCUUCAGUUGUGAGUUCAAACCCACAGGAAGUUUAGGAUGUAAUGGUCGUGGUGAAGAUAAUUUUGGAUUGUAUGGGUGUGCAAAUUCAGCUCAUCGUUGUUCAUCUUCCCCAACAGCAACUACUCAGACAUGGCUUGGGGAUCACUGA